AGGUAUGAUUCAAUUUAAUUGUCAUUUAUUUGAAGUAAAUUAUUGUAUUUGUACAUUUAUGUCUUUAAUAUCAUUUUAUUUUGGUGCCACUCGAUAGUGCCACUGUACCACAUUUUGACACACUUUUGUCAAGCUGAAGACAAACACAUGACAGUAUUUACAUGGUUAAAGUACUUGGAUUGUACUGUACCCAUUACAUAACAUUCUAUGGCAAUGAUGUCACAGUACUUCAGUAUUUAAACCCCCAGGGGGGUAAAUUCAUGUCAUUUAUGGAUUCUUCUGAAAUGCUACAUGCAGUAACCAGCACCCCCAUUUCCAAUUAUUUGAUUUUCUGCACUCAAGUGCAUUUUUUUAAAGAAAACUGCAAUUUCCAAAUGGUAAAAGGUGUCACUUUUCACAACAAGCCUCCACUACUAUCCACCAGUGGAAGUUAUAGGCGGAGUUGUGAGAAGUGGCAGCAAGGAGAGGGAACACUUAACUGUUUUUAAAACUUUUUUUUUUCCAAUUCUUUCUUCAGCCUGAUUCAAGAUGGAGAAGCAGCUCCCUGAAGCAGAGGCCAACCAUCAAGAUGAUCAUGACAGCACCUCUGAGCCUGCAGCAAGAGCUGGUUGGAACAGUAAAAUCGAGUACUUUUUGGCACAGGUGGGAUUCAGCGUCGGGCUUGGCAACGUCUGGAGGUUUCCGUAUUAUUGCCAUCAGAACGGGGGCGGGUCGUUUUUGUUGCUGUAUGUGGUGUUGAUGCUGGCCGUGGGCACUCCCUUGUUCUUUCUGGAGCUGGCAGCCGGUCAGGCUAUCCGACAGGGAAGCAUCGGAGUGUGGAAGUACAUCUCUCCCAGGCUUGUAGGAAUCGGCUACUCCAGCUGUGUGGUGUGCUUCUUUGUGGCACUCUAUUACAACGUCAUCCUCGCAUGGAGCCUCUUCUAUCUUGGCAACUCUUUUCAGAGCCCUUUACCUUGGACAACGUGUCCGGAGCAGGGGAAUAAUGUGACAGUUAAGGAAUGUGAAGCGAGCUCCCCUACGUCGUAUUUUUGGUACCGUAAAGCAUUGGAUAUCACCGACUCCAUCAACGAGACGGGCAGUUUCAACCCAUAUAUCAUUGGAUGUCUUCUGGCGGCGUGGACCAUUGUGUGCCUGGGAAUGAUCAGGGGCAUCAAAAGCUCAGUCAAGGUGAUGUAUUUUUCUUCCAUCUUUCCCUACCUGGUGCUUUUCUGCUUCCUUGUGCAAGGAUUUCUACUUGACGGUGCCUUGGAAGGUGUCACUCACAUGUUCUAUCCCAAGCUGGAGAUCUGGGCAGACAUUCAGGUGUGGCGGCAGGCAGCCACGCAGGUCUUCUUUGCUCUGGGCCUGGGCUUUGGGUCCAUUAUCGCUUACUCCUCCUACAAUCCCAAGAACAACAACUGCCACCGUGAUGCUUUCACUGUCUCCUUCAUAAACUUCCUCACAUCGGUGCUGGCGACGCUGGUGGUGUUUGCUGUGCUCGGCUUUCGUGCAGCUUCGGAAUGUAUAGCGAGCAACAUGAAGUUGCUGUCUGAGCAGAUCCAAAUCGGUUCUGUGGACUUCAACAUGAUCCCAACAUUCGACUACACUCAGCCCCGCUCUGUUAAACUCGAAGACUACAGGAGCUGGUUCAAACAAAAUGGAAGCCAUAUCCCUGCCAAUUUAACUGAGUGCAACCUAGAAAAGGAGAUGCAGAAGGGUGUGGAGGGAACUGGCCUCGCUUUUAUCGCCUUCACAGAGGCCAUUUCUUUGUUGCCUGGCAGUCCUUUCUGGUCAGCCCUCUUCUUCCUCAUGCUGCUCAACCUCGGCCUCAGCACCAUGUUUGGCACGAUGGAAGGCAUCCUCGCCCCGCUCACCGACCGCUUCAAGACUCUGGCAAACAACAAGACUAAACUCACAAUUUUUAGCUGCGUCAUCGGGUUUCUGAUUGGCCUUCUCUUCACUCAACGCUGCGGCAACUACUUUGUUAUGAUGUUUGACGAUUACUCAGCCACCUUGCCUCUCAUCAUCGUGGUGGUGUUUGAGACCUUCAGUGUGUCUUGGCUGUAUGGAGCCGACAGAUUCCUGGAUGACAUCGAGGCAAUGCUAGGCUGGCGCCCUAAUGUCAUCUACAAGUACCUGUGGAAGUAUAUUUGUCUGUUGGCCAUGUUGGGACUCCUCGUGGCCACCAGCAUUCGCAUGUGCAUGGAAGCACCAACUUACCUCGCGUGGACAGAAGAAACGGCUUCUGAGACCAGGGUACCAUACCCGGGGUGGGCUCUGGCUGUUUUAGCUUUGCUCAUCAUAUUUGCCAUGUUGCCCGUCCCUCUGGGCUUGAUCUACACUCUUCUCCAGGACAGAAUGAGGAGACUGUCUGACGAUGAUAAGCCUGGUCAGUACAGUAUCGUUAACACUGAGGGCAAGUGUGAAACCCCGAUGACUGACACGUCAGAACUGAGCCACUGCAACGCAGAUGGAGAUUCUUGCCAAUGAUGAACUUCUCAAUCAUUUUUUUUCUACAUUUCUUGUUUUAAAAAGAAAAAGUAAUUUCAAAAGCCAAUGAAGCAAUAUUCUAAAUUGAAUCUAUUUACAUUUUGUCAUUAUGAUGCACAGCAUUUACGGUAUGGCAGUCAAUUGAUUGUAAAUACACUAGAUCAGGUGUUUUCAAGGUGCGGCACAGUGAGCCUAUUCUGGAUCAUAUAGUAUUUUAUGUUGGAACUAAAAUCAAUUCAUUUUGCCUAUAAACAUAACUGAAGUUACCGUUUGUAAAAAAACAAAAACAAAACAAAACCUUUUUCCUCAUUUUUCUCAAGCUGCUGCACCUGGAAUAGGGGGUCAUUGCCAUAGUUUUAUAUCUUUGUUUUUGUGUCGCUGCAAUAUUCUGUUAUGUUGAUAAACAUGGUUGCUUCUGUUUUUAAGAUCUUAUUUCAAUUUCUGGUCUUUACCGGGUUUUUUAAAUGAGACUGUUUAUGUCAUGUACAGUUAGAAAAACAAAGUUUGUAUACCGUCUGUAAAAAUGUUUUGUCAAGGAAAAGUAAUUUAAUUGCCCUGUGUAAUGUUUUUUUUUUUUUUUGUAAAUCAAAUUUCUUUUUAUUAAAACCUAAUUUCAGCACAUUUUUUGUAAAAACUUGAAUAUACUUCUAUACUUCUGUCGUGUUUCUUUUGGCAAAUGUCCUCGCCCUUUUUAGUGCUUUUGUUUUUUGUGUCUGUGUGUGCAUCACUCUUCAAGGUCGUCCUCCAUCUUUUCAGUGCUUUGCACACCUGUUUUGCAUUUCCACUUUUUUUCAAUGGUUAAAUAUCUGAUACUCGUAAACAGUUUGUAUCCCCUUAAGAUUGUGCACACUGAAAGUGGAAGCCAGGGAGUGGUGCAUUAUUUUUAAUACUGUAUUAGCAUAAAACCUUUAGGGUGCGUGAUGAACAGAAAGCGAUGUGUUGUUCAACCGCUAAACUUGCAUAGAUGUCCUUUUCUUUCCUCUCAUAUGGUUCUAGAGCGUAUGGAAGUAGAGUGACAUGCAGAGUCCCUUGUGGAAAGACUGCGUUUGGGGAGCUCGGUUGUCUUGGAUGCACGUUGUCUUGUGAAGAAGAAGAAUACGGAGGCAGACAAGACUGGGAACGACACCUGCUUCUACUUCAGUGCACUUGUGGUUAUACCCUCAUGACGGACCGGUUUGCACUCUUCCUGAUGCUUCUCUUUCCGCUGAGCAGCUCCCAGAUCUCGCUGCACUCAAAGCGGGACAUCUACACCCAUCAGGACCCGGCAGUAAUCCCUGCUUCGGUUCGACUGAGAAACCAGGACAGCAGCCAUCUAAAUGCAAAACAUGCCCGUGCAGACCAAGACCAUGCCAAGGUGGGCAUUUUUAUUGCUGCCGCCGGUGUGAUGUGCGCCCUGAUGGCUGCUGUGUAUUGUAUCUACAACAACUUCUACAACAAGCAACCUUACCUGCACACCCAGCUUGACGACGGCACAGAGCCAAUGGGCCAUCCAUCAGUGCUUUUCCAAGCUUCCAGUGCGGUGGAUGUGCAAAGAGCAAGCUUCGGUUCCCUUUCAGACACGCCAUCCAGUAUCUCUGUCGCACCCUGCCUCUCCCCUCCUCCUUCCGCCAUGCCCUUUCCUCCCCUCUUUGCUUCCUCCUCCUCUUUCUCUUCCUCACGCUCCCUGAGGACCAUAUCAGCAAAAGACCUGCAGAGGAGUUUUAUCUGAAUGGAAAGUAUACAGUAGCUGUUCUUUCAGUGUCUACAUACCUUUUUCACAUUUUAGGCAACUUAUACGAUUCAUCAUAACAUUUUCAGAAACUAGUAAUAUAUUUUUAAACUCAUAACAGAUCCUGGGGAAGUAGAUAUCUACUAUAUUAUUGAUGUUUGGGAUACUGUCUGCAGGCCUUUAAAUGGUUCCUUUCCAAAAAUUGUGAUUCAUUCUUGAAGUAGUACAGUCAGUAGACGUACAGUCAUCCCUCGUAGUUCUAUAUUUAUAUAUAAAUAUCAUAUAAUCAUAUAAUAUAAAUCUAUAUAAAUGAAUUAUCGUGAAGUAGGAUUUCCUAUUUGUACAUUAGAGCCCUCAAGACAUGAUGUAACACCCCUAUAGUCAGUUAUAUUAUCCAAUAUAGUUGAAAUCGUAGAAAAUGAGACACCUUUGUGGCUUGGUGGGUGGUGUACUACUAUUUAAUCCUGUAUACUACGGCUUUGGUGCAGUGAACCUUCACACACGAGCUGCUGUCAGCCACAACUCACGCCAGUCACUGGCACUCUCCACACUGCUAACCAAGUAGCUGAUGUCACACCCCCACACCUCUUAAAGCCGCACAUAAUAUCGCAGAUAUUACACUACAUAAAACAUGGUCUUCUGAAUACCUAAUAGUUGUAUUUUUGUUCCCUUAGCCACUUUUAGGAUUGAAAAUUAAUUUAAUUUUCAUUUGGGCCAAGAAUAGAAACAAUUUGUUUUGAGUGAGGGUGCAAUGUUUGAACCCUGGUGUAGCAAGGGACCAUUAUAGUAUAAAAAAACAAACAAAUAUAUGAUACUUUUACAAACAUUUUCCUUAUCCUGUAUUUGUAGUGACCAUUCUUACUCGUACUCCUGACUUAUAGUUAUCAUUCAAGACGAUUCCACAUAUGAACUAUAGGCAUUUGUUAAGUGAUGUACUGUAUAUAAGCAUGUAUAAACUAAAUACAUAUAUAAAUGUCAGUGCAAACUACUCGUUUUCACUAUAUGGUCAUUAGCUGUGUUUUAUUGCAUCAAAAUAUGGUUAUUAUUGUUUGUGCAGCUCUCUUUGGAUUAGAGUGCACAGGUGUACCUAAUGUUGUGUCUGGGGAAUGUCGGUGGGGAGGGGGGCACAGACAGGACAUCAUCUGCUGGAAUGUUUUGUUCCUAAAUAAGGUCAAGAGAAAACACAAUAGCGCAGUAACUUUGCCCAGGAUAAUACUGUAAGAGACACUAAAAAGAAAAGCGCAUUAGACAACAUGUUGAGGUCGCAAUUUAGUUAAAGGGGACCUGUUAUGCUCAUUUACUGCCCUUUGUAUUGAGUUGUGGACUCCCAUAGAGCAGCUACACACAAUAACCAGCACAGAAAGCUUUCUAGACCUUCCAGAAUCUGCACCUAUUCCAGCUGUAUUUCCUUGGGUUUCCAAAACGGUCUUUUUAAAUUUAUUCCACCCAUGACCCGCCUCUGGUCACGCCCACUCACCGUGAUUGGUUCCACUCAGCUUGUACCAAAGCGCUCCCAUAUAAGGGCUCAACAUUCAUUCAUUCAUUUUUGACAAGGGUCGCGGGGGAUGCUGGAGCCUAUCCCAGAAGUCUUCGGGUGAGAGGCGGGGUACACCCUGGACUGGUGGCCAGCCAAUCCCAGGGCACAUAUAGACAAACAACCAUUCACACUCACAUUCAUACCUAUGGACAAUU
This is a messenger RNA of Doryrhamphus excisus (bluestripe pipefish), 5869 nucleotides long. NCBI's taxonomy places the organism in Eukaryota, Metazoa, Chordata, Actinopteri, Syngnathiformes, Syngnathidae. The record is from RefSeq and is a predicted model, not a curated record.